AUGGAAUCGUUCAAACCAGAAGAUAGGAUGGAUUAUCCACAGGUACUAGAGGAGUUGACUAUGAUGUCUGGUGGGCUGUCACUUGCGUACAAGGGAUACCUAAUAUUCAUGGCCAAGUACGAAGAAGAGUUUGUGAGCUCUAACAUUCCCGACAUGAAGCUCACCUUAAACCAAUACUUCUUUCUGCAGUUCGCUAUGAACUUCUGCACGACGAAGAGCAAAGAAUACAAGAGUAUGCUGAACCUCACAGGCUUAGACAGUAAGCUUCGAAUUGUGGUUCCCAUGCAGAGCUCGUUUCGAAUGUCAAAAGACUUUGUUUGCGCGGAUACGAGUGUCCUGGGAACGCCUGACAAGUGUUCAAUUUUAUAGGAGCACGGCAAGCUGUGAAAUUGGGAAUUAGGAAAACAAACUUGAAGGUUAACCUCAA
Dermacentor albipictus is the source of this 427-nucleotide messenger RNA. Its product is annotated as endothelin-converting enzyme 1-like. Gene Ontology annotation, molecular function: metalloendopeptidase activity. Gene Ontology annotation, biological process: proteolysis. Lineage: Eukaryota; Metazoa; Arthropoda; Arachnida; Ixodida; Ixodidae. The record is from RefSeq and is a predicted model, not a curated record.